AUGAUGAAUUCAAGAUAUGCUUCACAAAUUGAAUCAAAACUUGUAAAUAUUAAUCGAUCUCUGCAUAAACUUCGUCAUCAUCUGAGAAUUGGUGAUAAUGGUUUGAUUCGACUAGAAAUGGAACAUUUUAUGAAUUUAAUAACUGAAUUUAAUAGAAUACUAUCAAAUUUGGAAAUGAUUGGUCGACAACCUGAAGAAAUACUAACUUUAAAUAAUAUAACAAAUUAUUAUGAUGGUAUUCAUCUAACAUUGUAUAGCUAG
Messenger RNA from Adineta steineri, 261 nucleotides. The record is from the annotation of a GenBank genome assembly. Lineage: Eukaryota; Metazoa; Rotifera; Eurotatoria; Adinetida; Adinetidae.